Messenger RNA from Lolium perenne, 1739 nucleotides. Its product is annotated as COP9 signalosome complex subunit 4. NCBI's taxonomy places the organism in Eukaryota, Viridiplantae, Streptophyta, Magnoliopsida, Poales, Poaceae. Gene Ontology annotation, cellular component: COP9 signalosome; cytosol. The record is from RefSeq and is a predicted model, not a curated record.
UGUGCAAAACCCAGUUCUAGCUUUUUCCUCCCAAUCUGCUCUUCUCCGCAGAUCAAACGCCAAAACCCUAGCUACCCCGUCCCCCACGCCGGCGAGGACAGCCUCCGACCUCCCCGGCUCUCUGCGGCAGCGGAGGCGGCGCACGCCAUGGACAGCGCCCUCGCCAGCGCGGCGGCGAUCGCCGACCAGCGCCAGAAGAUCGAGCAGUACCGCCACAUCCUCGCCUCCGUCCUCUCCUCUUCCCCGCCGGACAUCGCCCAGGCCAAGCGCUUCCUUAACCACAGUAACGCGCUCUCCCCAAACCCUGACCUCAGAUUUCACGAUAUUUGGUUUUUACUUGGGUUCUCACGGUUUGGGAUUGGCGCGAGCGCAGUGGUGUCGGACGAGGUGCCGCUCGUGGUGUCGCGGCAGCUGCUGCAGACCUUCGCGCAGGAGCUCGGGAAGCUGGAGCCGGACUCCCAGAAGGAGGUCGCCCACUACGCGCUCACGCAGAUCCAGCCUCGCGUUGUCUCCUUCGAGGAGCAGGUAGUAGUGAUUAGAGAGAAGCUUGCAGAACUCUAUGAAUCCGAACAACAAUGGUCGAGAGCAGCACAAAUGCUUAGUGGCAUUGACUUGGACUCGGGAAUCAGGAUGCUUGACGACACAAACAAAUUAUCCAAGUGUGUCCAGAUUGCACGACUCUAUUUGGAGGAUGAUGAUGCAGUGAAUGCUGAAGCUUUUAUUAACAAAGCCUCGUUUUUGGUCACAAACAGCAACCAGGAAGUUCUGAACUUACAAUACAGGGUCUGCUAUGCGAGAAUUUUAGAUCUUAAGCGUAAAUUCUUGGAAGCUGCACUUCGAUACUAUGGUAUCUCUCAAAUUGAACAGCGCCAAAUUGGGGAUGAAGAGAUUGAUGAAAAUGCACUUGAACAAGCUCUUAGUGCUGCUAUAACAUGCACAAUAUUAGCUGGUGCUGGUCCACAGCGCUCUCGUGUUCUUGCUACAUUGUAUAAGGAUGAAAGAUGCUCGAAGCUCAAGAUAUACCCAAUACUGCAGAAGGUUUUUCUUGAAAGGAUUUUGAGGAAACCAGAAAUUGAUGCAUUUGCAGAGGAGCUGAAGCCGCAUCAAAAAGCUCUUCUGCCAGACAAGUCUACUGUGCUUGACCGGGCGAUGAUUGAACAUAAUCUCCUUGCUGCCAGCAAACUUUACACCAAUAUCAGCUUUGAUGAGCUUGGAACAUUGUUAGGCAUUGACCCUAGGAAGGCUGAGAAGAUAGCAUCUCGAAUGAUCUGUGAAGAUAGAAUGCGGGGGUCAAUUGAUCAGGUUGAAGCUGUGAUACACUUUGAAGAUGACACUGAAGGGCUGCAGCAGUGGGACCAGCAGAUUGCUGGACUGUGCCAAGCGCUGAACGACAUCCUUGACAGCAUGUCGAGCAAGGGGAUCGCUAUACCUGUCUGAGGGGUUUUAUCCAUCCAAUUGCUGAAAUGGUACCUGCACCAACACUGAUCAACUUCCUGGAUUAACGUGCUGUACAGAUGUUUUGCUGUUGGAAGUACUGUCAUCCUUUUGGAACCAAUUCUGCUAUGCAAUGAUCUGAUGUGAAAUUUGGGUUGAAAAUGCUGCACGAGUUAUGUGCUCUGGUGUUACUUUGGUACAAUAGGUUUCACAAGCAUUGCUGGAGGAAAUUAGUGCUAUAGCACUCGGCAAGUAGUAUGUACUUUAGCAUGCUUGAUUGAUAUCAUGAUAUGCUGUUCUUUGUC